This is a messenger RNA of Cavia porcellus (domestic guinea pig), 750 nucleotides long. It is a transcript of the gene Dio1, whose product is annotated as iodothyronine deiodinase 1. Gene Ontology annotation, molecular function: thyroxine 5'-deiodinase activity. The transcript has 4 exons. Lineage: Eukaryota; Metazoa; Chordata; Mammalia; Rodentia; Caviidae. The record is from RefSeq and is marked validated. Gene Ontology annotation, biological process: thyroid hormone metabolic process.
AUGGGGCUGACCUGGCCAGGCCUGUGGCUGAAGAGGCUUUGGGUGCUCGUGCAGGUGGCUGUGGAGGUAGCCAUGGGCAAAGUGCUAAUGACACUGUUUCCAGAGAGAAUCAAGAAGAGCAUCCUGGCUAUGGGCGAGAAGACUGGGAUGACCAGGAACCCCCAGUUCAGCCAUGACAACUGGAUCCCGACCUUCUUCAGCACCCAGUAUUUCUGGUUCAUCCUGAAGGUCCGCUGGCAGCGGCUGGAGGAGACAGCGGAGCUUGGCGGGCUGGCCCCAGACUGCUCGGUGGUUUGCCUCUCAGGAGAGAAGCGCACCAUCUGGGACUUCAUGCACGGCAACAGGCCACUGGUACUGAAUUUUGGAAGUUGCACCUGACCUUCGUUUAUGUUCAAAUUUGACCAAUUCAAGAGACUUAUUGAAGACUUCCAUCCCAUAGCAGAUUUUCUCAUCAUUUACAUUGAAGAAGCACAUGCCUCAGAUGGUUGGGCUUUUAAGAACAAUGUGGACAUUAGGCAGCACCAGAACCUCCAGGACCGCAUGCGGGCAGCCCACCUGCUGCUGGCCAAGAGCCCCCAGUGCCCUGUGGUGGUGGACACCAUGCAGAACGAGAGCAGCCAGCUCUAUGCAGCCCUGCCUGAGAGGCUCUAUGUACUUCAGGAAGGCAGGAUCCUCUAUAAGGGUAAAUCUGGUCCUUGGAACUACAAUCCUGAGGAAGUUCGUGGUGUUCUGGAAAAGCUCCAUACUUAA